Messenger RNA from Diabrotica balteata, 1838 nucleotides. The record is from the annotation of a GenBank genome assembly. NCBI's taxonomy places the organism in Eukaryota, Metazoa, Arthropoda, Insecta, Coleoptera, Chrysomelidae.
CUUCUACAGAUGAUGAUGUUUUCUUGGCUUUAUCUAAACCUUAUCUUAAAAUAAGGAUGAUUUAAAAUAUUAAAUAACAAAUAUGGGACGCAACGUUCUAAAAAGUAGCGUUGAAAACGCUUCUUUCAGUAUAAUAUUUCAGGUAUUUUUUAGAUGUAUUACUUUUGUUUUAAAUGCUUAUAUAAUAAGGACAGUUGGCCAGGAAAUCCUGGGCAUUAUGAAUGUGAGACUGCUUCUCCUAGAAUCUACUAUUCUAUUUCUAUCAAAAGAGCCAAUUUUAAAAGCCUGUUUAACUAAUACAAGUUCAAGAAAUUGGGCGCAGGUUAUCAAUCAAAUUUGGCUAUCAGUUCCAAUAUCUAUUGUUAUUAACAUACUGUUGGUGUACGUGUGGAUAUAUGUAUUAACACCUAUAGAAGACAAAUAUCUACAUCAAUAUAUACUCGGUUGCUAUGCUGUCGCAUUGUCUUGUAUAGUUGAGCAAAUGUCACAGGUGGUAGUUCUUGUCUCCCAGAACUUCUGUUUUGUCAGACUAAAGGUCAUAUUGGAUACACUUUAUGUAGUUAGUCGCACAAUCAUAUUUGUUUAUUAUGUAGAAACAGAUCCAGAUUAUCCUUUAAACGCUUUUUCACUCGCUCAGAUUAUUUCUGGCGUGAUUUUAUGCCUUGCUUACUACUGUUUCUUUAUUUGGUACAUUCCAGCUUUAAAUAAAGCCAAGGAAAGAAAACAACAAGAAAGUAAAGAUAAAAAUGACAGUAAAGAGGCUAAAACUAUAUUUUCUGAUAUGGCAGAUUUUCCAUUCACAUCCUUUUGGCAGCUAUUUCCAGGAAUUAUGGAUAAUACGGAAAAUAUGUUGGAUACAAAGUUAUGUCUCUUAACAGUUAGUUUUCUUAAACAAUCUGUAGUUAAACAAGUAUUAACUGAGGGUGAAAGAUAUGUCAUGACAAUAUCUCCUGUAUUGACGUUUAGCCAACAAUCUAUGUAUGAUAUUGUUAACAAUCUGGGAAGUUUGGCUGCUAGGUUCAUUUUUAGACCAAUAGAAGAAUCUGCAUAUUUUUAUUUUACCCAGAUGAUAAAACGGGAUGUGGUUCUGAAGAAUCAAAAAGAAAAAAACAUUUCAGAAUCUGCUGAAGUUUUGAGCCAGUUGUGUAAGAUAGUAGUGACUAUUGGGCUUUUAGUUGUCACAUUUGGACAAGCAUAUAGCUACUCGUUUCUUUUCUUGUAUGGAGGAUACAAAUUAGUAGAGAAUAAUUUAUCUGUAAUAUUGUUGAGGUUCCAUAGUUUUGCAAUAGUUCUCCUUGCUAUAAAUGGCGUUACUGAAGGAUAUGUUUUUGCUACAAUGAAUAAUCAACAAUUAGAUAGGUAUAACUACAUAAUGGUGAUAUUUUCCAUAUCGUUUUUAAUAAUAUCUUAUUUAUUUACUUAUAUAUUUGGACCAGUGGGAUUCAUUUUAGCCAAUUGUAUUAAUAUGACGGCUAGAAUCGUUCAUAGUUUAAGGUUUAUUAGCAAACAGUACAAAGAGACGAAAUAUAGACCUUUAGAAGGCCUAGUUCCAGGAAAGAAGUUCUUUUUAGCUCUCCUUAUAUCAGGCAUCGCAACAAGGUUGUCAGAGAUGUACAUUCUACAAAAAUCCUUAAUUAUCCACAUUGGAGUAGGUGCAGUAUUUUUCUUUAUCACAAUUUCCAUAUGGGCAUUAGACAAUGUUGUGAUAUUAAGAUUAGCCCUAGACAAGUUUAAGGAACGAAGAAGUUCACUUAAAGUUGAUUAGCUUUCCAUUAAUUUAAAAAGAAUGUGAUACAUACAUAGUUUUUAUUUACAGUAAUAUAUUAAUUGUUACCCAA